GCGAGGCAGUGGUACAGCCUGGAGCACCCGGCAGCCGCCGCGGCCGGGGACCCUGGACCUCUCCCCACGCCGAGCCUGAGCCAGGUGCACUCUGGGCCUGAAGCCAGAAAACCCCCACUCGGAGGAUCUGAGGCAUCUCCUCCUCCCAUUUGAACAAGAAGGGGCUCUGGAGGACGCCAUCCCAGCAGCUCGACAGGACUCUACAGAAGAAGGGGCUCAAAGCGCCUGGCUCACCUCUCACUCCCCCUUCUGCCCAAGGAAGGAAGGAAGGAAGGAAACCCCCCUUCCCAAGGAUGACACUAAAUACUCAGCAAGAAGCAAAGACCCCCCUGCGUCGCCGAGCCAGCACUCCACUGCCCCUGUCCCCCCGGGGCCACCAGCCUAGCCUCCUGGGUACAGCACCUUCUACACAGUCCCGGCAUCCCCGACUGGGCCAAUCAGCCUCCCUUAACACCCCCACCCAGCAACCUUCACCUGCCCCCAACGGUUGGUCUUCUGAAUCCAGCGACUCUGAAAGCUCCUGGGAGGCCCUCUACCGCGUGGUACUCCUCGGAGAUCCUGGUGUAGGGAAGACCAGCCUGGCCAGCCUCUUUGCAGGAAAGCAAGAGCGGGACCUCCAUGAACAACUGGGAGUUGCAGAAGAUGUGUACGAGAGGACCCUCACAGUGGAUGGAGAGGACACCACGCUGCUGGUCAUGGAUACCUGGGAGGCUGAGAAACUGGACGAAAGUUGGAAUCAGGAGUCAUGCCUGCAGGUGGGCAGUGCCUAUGUCAUCGUGUAUUCCAUCGCAGACAGGGGCAGCUUCGAGAGUGCCUCUGAGCUCCGCAUUCAGCUGCGGCGCACACAUCAGGCGGACCAUGUGCCCAUCAUCCUGGUGGGCAACAAGGCGGACCUGGCACGCUGCCGGGAAGUCUCUGUGGAAGAGGGCCGCGCCUGCGCUGUGGUGUUCGACUGCAAAUUCAUCGAGACGUCAGCCACGCUGCAGCACAACGUGGCGGAGCUCUUCGAAGGCGUGGUGCGCCAACUGCGCUUGCGGCGCCGGGACUGCGCAGCGCGCGAGCCGCCGGCGCCUCGAAGACGGGCGAGCUUAGGCCAGCGGGCUAGACGCUUCCUGGCACGCUUGACGUCCCGCAGCGCCCGCCGCCGGGCACUCAAGGCCCGCUCCAAGUCCUGCCACAAUCUGGCCGUGCUCUGAGGCCGCCCGCCCGCCCUCUGGAUGGCGGGACACUGGGGUGCAUUCUGGCCCCCACCGACGCCGCAGAAGGGCAGAGUCUCGGUGGCUUGGAGACUGCAUCGUGGGCGUUGGCCGCCCACUGCCCCAACGGACAGGAGCAUCUUCCCAGCCGCGGUUUCACGGACCUCUCAGCCCUGGGGAAGCGAUGGACAGACUAUGGGGCCAAAACCUAAACUGGGUUUUUUAUGCGGUGCGUGUCUCUUUGUAAAAGAUCGUCCUUGUCCUUGGGCUCUGGCCAACUCUCAGAAAUUCCCCACAAUAAAUCAGAACAGA
This is a messenger RNA of Hippopotamus amphibius kiboko, 1508 nucleotides long. RefSeq names its product RRAD and GEM like GTPase 1 (gene REM1). Gene Ontology annotation, cellular component: plasma membrane. Gene Ontology annotation, molecular function: calcium channel regulator activity; GTPase activity; GTP binding. NCBI's taxonomy places the organism in Eukaryota, Metazoa, Chordata, Mammalia, Artiodactyla, Hippopotamidae. Gene Ontology annotation, biological process: negative regulation of high voltage-gated calcium channel activity. The transcript is spliced from 5 exons. The record is from RefSeq and is a predicted model, not a curated record. Bases 294 to 1196 code for a protein of 300 amino acids.